GCGGCGGCUCGCUCUCUGAGUCAGUCAGUGCGAGGGAAGCAGCAGCAGCUCCUGGCGGCCCGAUCACUCGUACACACAGCACUCUCUCUAAUCACUCACCCCAGCCAUGGCAUCCUCCGGAGCUCAGCCUGCGCCCGCAGCACCCGCCCUGCAGAGGGGCAUCGUCAAGAUGGUUCUCUCUGGAUGUGCGAUUAUUGUUCGAGGUCAGCCGCGUGGGGGUCCUCCUCCGGAGAGGCAGAUUAACCUCAGCAACAUCCGUGCAGGUAAUCUGGCUCGCAGAGCUGCUGUGUCCCAACAAGACUCUAAGGAUACCCCCGAUGAGCCCUGGGCAUUUUCAGCUCGUGAAUUCCUGAGAAAGAAGCUAAUUGGAAAGGAAGUUUGCUUUACAGUAGAGUACAAGACUCCUCAGGGGAGAGAGUAUGGAAUGGUUUACCUGGGGAAAGAUACAUCUGGUGAGAACAUCGCAGAGUCCCUUGUGGCUGAAGGUCUGGCAUCACGACGCGAAGGAGUACGCGCUACAACCCCAGAGCAGAACAGGCUGGUGGAAAUAGAAGAACAAGCUCGAGCGGCAAAGAAGGGUGUGUGGAGUGAUGGGACUGGAUCUCAAACCAUCAGAGAUCUUAAAUACACAAUAGAGAACUCAAGACACUUCGUGGAUUCCAUGCAUCAGAAGCCAGUCAAUGCUGUUAUUGAGCAUGUGCGAGAUGGAAGCGUAGUUAGAGCACUGCUACUUCCUGAUUACUAUCUGGUUACAGUGAUGCUGUCUGGUAUAAAGUGUCCAACCUUUAAGAGAGAAGCCGAUGGCACGGAGACUCCUGAACCUUUCGCUGCAGAAGCAAAGUUUUUCACAGAGUCAAGGUUGCUACAGCGUGAUGUACAAAUAAUUUUGGAGAGCAGCCACAACCAAAACUUCCUGGGAACCAUUCUCCAUCCCAAUGGUAACAUCACAGAGCUGCUACUUAGAGAAGGGUUUGCUCGAUGUGUAGACUGGUCUAUUGCAAUCUAUACACAGGGAUCUGAGAAGCUGAGGGCAGCAGAACGCUUUGCCAAGGAAAGAAAGAUAAGGAUCUGGAGAGAUUAUGUGGCGCCCACAGCAAAUUUGGAUCAGAAGGAUAAGCAGUUUGUUGCCAAGGUGGUGCAAGUAUUAAACGCUGAUGCCAUGGUUGUGAAGCUGAAUUCUGGAGAAUACAAAACUAUUCAUCUUUCCAGUAUAAGGCCGCCAAGGCUGGAAGGAGAAGGAUCACAGGAUAAGAACAAGAAAUUACGUCCUCUCUAUGACAUUCCAUACAUGUUCGAGGCCAGAGAGUUUCUACGGAAAAAGCUGAUCGGGAAAAAGGUGAAUGUGAAUGUAGAUUAUAUUCGUUCAGCAAGUGCAGCAACAGAAAGCGUCCCAGCCUUUCCGGAGCGUACCUGUGCCACUAUCACAAUUGGUGGAAUAAACAUUGCAGAAGCUUUAGUGAGCAAAGGUCUGGCCACAGUGAUACGCUAUAGACAGGAUGAUGACCAGCGAUCUUCUCAUUAUGAUGAGUUACUAGCAGCGGAAGCACGAGCCAUCAAGAAUGCCAAAGGUCUCCACAGCAAGAAAGAAGUUCCUAUCCACAGAGUGGCAGACAUCUCUGGGGACACUCAAAAGGCAAAACAGUUCCUGCCAUUCCUGCAGAGGGCCGGGCGCUCUGAAGCCAUUGUAGAGUAUGUAUUCAGUGGAUCUAGGCUCAAGCUUUACAUGCCAAAGGAAACCUGCCUUAUCACAUUUCUCCUUGCUGGCAUUGAAUGUCCUAGAGGACCGAGAAAUAUGCCAAGUGGUGUUCAGGAAGGUGAGCCGUUCAGUGACGAGGCAAUGUCGUACACCAAGGAGCUUGUACUGCAAAGAGAGGUAGAGGUAGAAGUUGAAGCAAUGGACAAGGCUGGUAACUUCAUUGGAUGGCUUCACGUGGAUGGAAUCAACCUGUCUGUGUCUUUGGUGGAACACGCACUGUCCAAGGUUCACUUCACUGCUGAGCGCAGCAACUACUACAAAACCCUCCUGUCUGCAGAAGAAGGUCCUAAACAAAAAAAAGAAAAGAUCUGGUCGAAGUUUGAGGAGCUGCCAGUUGAAGAAGUAGUGACAGUGGUGGAGGAGAAAGAGAGAAAUGCCAAUUACAAGCCCGUCCUAGUGACCGAGAUAACGGAUGGGCUUCAUUUCUACAUUCAGGAUGUCGAGACAGGAACACAGCUAGAGAAGCUCAUGGAAGGCAUGAGAAGUGAAAUUGCCAGCAAUCCUCCUUUAGAAGGCUCCUUCUCACCACGCCGUGGAGAUUACUGCAUUGCCAAAUUUGUGGAUGGAGAAUGGUACCGAGCUCGUGUGGAGAAAGUAGAGUCACCUGCCAAAGUCCAUGUUUUUUAUAUUGAUUAUGGAAAUAGAGAAGUCCUGACCUCAACCCGUUUGGGCGCAAUCCCUCAGUCGUUCAGUGUGCGUACACUGCCUGCUCAGGCCAUAGAGUAUGCAUUUGCAUUCAUCCAGGUGCCUCAAGAUGAAGAGGCACGUGCCGAUGUGGUGGACAAUGUAGUGCGAGACAUACAGAACACUCAGUGUCUGCUCAAUGUGGAACAUUCUGGAGCAGGAUGCCCACAUGUAACCUUACAGUUUGCAGACUCAAAGGACGAUGUGGGUCUGGGAUUGGUGAAAGAGGGGCUGGUGAUGGUGGAGGUGCGCAAAGAGAAGCAGUUCCAGAAAGUGAUCUCAGAAUAUCUGAGCGCUCAGGAAGCUGCAAAGGCUGCUCGGUUGAACCUUUGGCGUUACGGAGAUUUCCGUGCGGAUGAUGCUGAUGAAUUUGGCUACAACCGCUAAAAAGUAAUGCCAUUCCAAAGAUGACAGAGACCCUCCCUACUCACCCGCUGACAUCUAGAUUCCCAUGACUAUCCUCCAAUUUGAAGCCCCAGCCUUUACCUAAUGACCUCUUAUUGCAAGUGGAAGGCACUAUAAUGGAACUUCGACCUUCUAUUCCGGUGGGGCAUACAGGGUUAAUCUUGAACAAUGCAACCACUUCAGCAUUACAAGUAUCCUGAAAACAUCAUACAGCAUUCAAUUUUUUUAAUUUGUCAAAUAGGCUGUUUUUAACAGCUUCUCGUGAUCCAUUCUUACAACUUAGAAUUAUGUCCUAACGGUUCAUCUUCAUGGUUUUUUUUUAUCUGUUCAGUUCAUGAAAUAAUCAUACAUUGUUUUCCCUUUAUCCUAUGUCCAGGGUCAUAUGUUUUGUCUUGUAUAUUUAAUGGCUCAAUAAAGUACUGCGUUCUGACUUACAAA
Messenger RNA from Pelobates fuscus (common spadefoot toad), 3283 nucleotides. RefSeq names its product staphylococcal nuclease and tudor domain containing 1 (gene SND1). The coding region runs from base 107 to 2827 and encodes 906 amino acids. The transcript is spliced from 24 exons. Gene Ontology annotation, cellular component: nucleus; cytosol; RISC complex. The record is from RefSeq and is a predicted model, not a curated record. Gene Ontology annotation, biological process: regulatory ncRNA-mediated gene silencing; mRNA catabolic process. Gene Ontology annotation, molecular function: RNA binding; nuclease activity. Lineage: Eukaryota; Metazoa; Chordata; Amphibia; Anura; Pelobatidae.